ACAACAAUGGAGCUGAGAGGGAGGCUCUGGAGGCAUUUCCCCCACCAUCUACAUCACGUUUGAGUCUUUUUAAAAUUUGUGUUCUUGUUUCUAAGAGUUGCUUCUUAAUUUCAGCACAAAACCACAAGAGCACGUUUCUGCUGAAAACAUCUUUUUCCAGACGGAGACGAUGGACGUCUGAACAAACUGCAGUAACCAGAAGAACCCGAGGCGUCGCUGUCAGCAUCAUUGCUACGACUUUACCAUCAGGGAGUGUGAAGGACUCAGACAGCUCAGAGACCGAACCAUGCAGACCGUGAAGUGUGUGGUUGUGGGUGACGGUGCCGUGGGGAAGACCUGCCUCCUGAUCUCCUACACCACUGGAGCCUUUCCCAAAGAGUACAUCCCCACCGUGUUUGACAACUACAGCAGCCAGGUGACGGUGGAUGGUCGGGUCAUUAGCCUGAACCUGUGGGACACGGCUGGUCAGGAGGAGUACGACCGGCUGAGGACACUGUCCUAUCCACAGACCAACGUCUUCAUCAUCUGCUUCUCCAUUUCUAGCCCUGCCUCCUACGAGAACAUCAAACACAAGUGGCACCCAGAGGUGACCCACCACUGUCCCAGCGUUCCCAUUCUCCUAGUUGGCACCAAGAGCGACCUCCGGAAUGACAAUGAGAUCCAGAGAAAGCUGAAGGAGCAGAACCAAGCUCCCAUCACCCACCAGCAGGGCCUCAGCUUGCACCGGCAGAUCCAGGCAGUCCGCUACAUGGAAUGCUCUGCUCUGAACCAGGAUGGCAUCAAAGAGGUGUUCAGCGAGGCCGUGAGAUCCUACCUCAACCCGCAAUCCACCGUCACGAAGAAGCCCUGCGUCCUGCUCUAACAGCCAGAGAACCACGACUCGGUUCUGCUGUCCGAGGGACUGCUCAAAUUAUUCUAUUUAAGAUUUUAAUUUGCUUUUUACAUUGAAUAUUUCUAUUAGAAAGCAUGAUGUGGAGGACUGAAGCAUUGGUGUUCAGAACUUCUGAUGUGUGUAGCUCCAACAGAACCGGGCUCUUCUAUAUGUCCCUCAAACAUAAACUCAAUAUUAAAUCCA
Messenger RNA from Nothobranchius furzeri (turquoise killifish), 1075 nucleotides. It is a transcript of the gene rhogb, whose product is annotated as ras homolog family member Gb. Gene Ontology annotation, biological process: cell chemotaxis; regulation of actin cytoskeleton organization; engulfment of apoptotic cell. Gene Ontology annotation, cellular component: cytoskeleton; cytoplasmic vesicle; cell projection. Gene Ontology annotation, molecular function: GTP binding; protein kinase binding; GTPase activity. NCBI's taxonomy places the organism in Eukaryota, Metazoa, Chordata, Actinopteri, Cyprinodontiformes, Nothobranchiidae. The record is from RefSeq and is a predicted model, not a curated record.